Molecule: messenger RNA, 1137 nt
Organism: Lentinula edodes (shiitake mushroom)
Lineage: Eukaryota; Fungi; Basidiomycota; Agaricomycetes; Agaricales; Omphalotaceae
Exons: 4
Coding region: 1-1137 (378 amino acids)
Source: RefSeq, a predicted model, not a curated record
AUGUAUGAGCCCCAGCUCUUCCUUUAUGGCGUAUGCUUCGUCACUGUACUCCUCGCAGUUUCUCAGUUCGGGAAAUCAUUCCUUGAUAAGAGCAUCGAUUAUUUCAAGCUAUCUGGGGUUCCGCCUCCAAAACCUUUACUUGAUUUCAACGUCGAUAAGGCCCAAGCCCGUCCAUAUCGUCCUUUCAGAUGGUCGUACCACCAGACAAUGUCUCUGAAGAAAAUGGAACCAGAUUAUUGGCUCGAGUUGGAAUCGACCUACAAAGAGCGUAUUGCACAACGAAAGGUGCUUCACGCAAAACACGGGAAAAUGAUCAUAGACGCCCUUCCGGGUAGUGAGCUCGCCUGUAGAGAGCUCAUGGAAAUGGCUAUCCAGUUCCUUUGCGUGCGUUAUCCGAAGCAAUUCAAUUUUGACGGGCGUGUUCUGUACAACCGUAUAUUGGAUACUCAGUCUAAUGUGGACGAAGAAGACCCGCUGGUUGUUCUCAAUAACAAUGUACCGGAGGACUUCCUGUUAACGCUCCCGGAUCCAAAGACUGGCCUGUAUACGAUGGUGGCGGGAGUGUGCUGUUCCUCAAUUGGGUGGAAUGUUGCGACGAAGAUCGGUAAACCGUUGAAGGAAAUACAUGACGUCGUACCAGACUACAAGGAGAAGAUGGAGUUUUCCAUGGACAGGUACUUUUCCAAGAUGCCCUCAGAUAAACCGAUACAACGAGGUUCUUGGGGCUUGGAAAUAGGUCAACCACUUUGGCUACAGGACGGUGAUCCCCAUUUUGCUGUUCGUACAACGCAGGAUCCCAACUUGAAGAUUGAGGAUAUCUAUCUUCGUGUAGACUGGCAGACACUUCGAAGGUUACCGCGGUCAAGAUCUAUCGUGUUCAAUUUCAAGGCGUUGUUCACACCAUUCUCCAGCUUUCGAAACGAGCCGUACAUCCCUCACCUCGUGUUAAAGGUGCUCACAGAAGGGAAGAAGAACCUUAUGGACUACAAGGGGACUUGGCAUAUCGAGCAUAAGGUUAUCCCUGCCUUGGAAGAGUGGUGCAAGGAGCAGGAGGAAAAGGGUUGGGUGCCAGAGAAAUGGGAAGUCAGAACCUUAGACGAGGAUCCCUAUUACCCUGGUUGGAAAAAAACCCUGUAA